CCCGGCGCCGCCAGUCUCGCGCCAACCAUGCCCGCCCACACCGUCUCGCGUGCUCUCGCAGCCUUCUUGCUCUGCGGAGCCGUGGUCAGCGCCGCCCCCGAGCCGGAGUUACGUGGUUGUAGAGUAGCUGCGCGCACGCAGGGCGGAUGGGUGUGCGGCGCGCGCCGCAUCGACGCGGCCGGUGCGCCCUACGCCAGCUUCCGCGGCGUGCCCUACGCCAAGCAGCCGCUGGGCGAGCUGCGGUUUCAGGAGCUCCAACAAGUAGACAGCUGGGCUGGCGUGCUGAACGCGACGGCUGAAGGCCCCGUGUGCCCGCAGUCGGACGUGGUGUACCAGGGCCUGCAGACGCACGCGGGCGGCAUGAGCGAGGCGUGCAUCCACGCCAGCGUGCACGCGCCGCUGGCCGCGCUGCCGCCGCCCUCGGCUUCUGAUGACGUCGUCGCCAACCGCUCCGGCCUCCCGAUCCUCGUGUUCAUCCACGGCGGCGGGUUCGCGUUCGGCUCCGGCGACGCAGACCUCUACGGCCCGGAGUACCUGGUCAGCAAGGGUGUCAUCGUCAUCACCUUCAACUACAGAUUGAACGUGUUCGGGUUCCUAUCGCUGGGUUCGGCCAGCGUGCCCGGCAACAACGGGCUGCGCGACUGCGUGACGCUGCUGCGCUGGGUGCGCGCCAACGCGCGGCGCUUCGGCGGCGACCCCGCGCGCGUCACGCUGGCGGGGCAGAGCGCCGGCGCUGCGCUGGCCCAUCUACUCGCGCUGUCGCCCGCCGCCAAGGGACUGUUCCAAAGGGUCGCGUUGCUCAGCGGCACCGGCAACAGCGAGUUCUUCAGCACGUCGCCGGCGUUCGCGCAGCUCGCCGCCGGCUUACUGCUCGGCAAGCUCGGCGUGCCCGCGGAGCCCGAGGCGGCGCACCGGCGGCUGGUGGCGGCGCCGCUGCCGGCGCUGAUGGCCGCACACAGCGAGCUGCUGGAGCUGUUCGGGCUGUCGGUGUUCGCGCCGGUGGUGGAGGCGCCGCAUCCUGGCGUCAUCGUGCUGGACGAGGAUCCUGAUGUCUUGAUCGCGAAAGGCCGCGGCCGAGACAUCCCGCACUUGAUUGGUUUCACCAGCGCCGAGUGCGAGACUUUCCGCCCGCGGCUACGGGACAUCAAUAUAGAGAAGAUGAUUGCGGGCACGGAGGCGGUUCUCCUGACACCAAAGCUGACGUACCAGACGCCGCCCGCCACCGCGCCGUCGCUCAUCGCGGCGAUCCAGCGCGAAUACUUCAACGAGUCCAUCUCCAUCGAGCGCUUCAUCGCGUACUGCUCGGACGCGUACUACGCCUACCCCGCGAUGAAGCUCGCCGAGCGCCGCGCCGCCGCGGGCCGCACCUACCUGUAUCGCUUCGCGUACCCCGGCCAGAGGAGCCCGGUCAAGGAGGCGCUGCAGCUCAACUUUACGGGCGCAGGCCACAUCGAAGACAUGACGUACGUGUUCCGCGCCAACGCGGUGCUGGGCCCGCCGGCGGCGCGCGAACUAGGCGCUGGAAGCAGCGACAGUGAGGUGCGCGCGCGAAUGACCGACUACCUCGUCAACUUCAUGCGGGACAGCGAGCCGGCAUCAGCGUGCAGCUGGCCCGAGGUUACCCAGCCGCUGCAACUGAAUGACAUAUCGGCGCCCGGCGCGGAGCCGGCGCGCGCUCUGACCGAGGAGCAGGCGCGCGUGCUCGCCUUCUUCGACGGGCUGCACCGCGCCGCCGCGAACUGACGCUAUGUGGCGACGAGCAUCCACGCUCUGCGUUGGCGACGAGACAAGCUGAACUACUGCCCUAUUUUGGGACUGACUCGUGUAUUCGUACCACCGGUGUUAAAUCAUAACGUGAACAACUUUGAUAGAGUAAGCAAAUCAUAGGGUUGAAACGACACCUCACGUCAUAACUGAUUAACUGUAUUGUAAAAGUGU
Molecule: messenger RNA, 1938 nt
Organism: Ostrinia nubilalis (European corn borer)
Lineage: Eukaryota; Metazoa; Arthropoda; Insecta; Lepidoptera; Crambidae
Gene: jhe1
Product: juvenile hormone esterase-like
Exons: 8
Coding region: 28-1743 (571 amino acids)
Source: RefSeq, a predicted model, not a curated record